Astyanax mexicanus (Mexican tetra) is the source of this 3298-nucleotide messenger RNA. It is a transcript of the gene rasd2b, whose product is annotated as dexamethasone-induced Ras-related protein 1. Bases 629 to 1609 code for a protein of 326 amino acids. Lineage: Eukaryota; Metazoa; Chordata; Actinopteri; Characiformes; Acestrorhamphidae. The record is from RefSeq and is a predicted model, not a curated record. Gene Ontology annotation, molecular function: GTP binding; GTPase activity. The transcript is spliced from 2 exons.
UCUAUCUAUCUGUCUAUCUAUCUAUCUGACUUUCUGUCUCUCUACCUACAUUUGAUCUCUCCGUCUGUCUACUUCUCUGUAUGAUAUAUGUAUCUGUUUAUCUAUCUGUCCUAUUUUCUGUCUUUCUGUCCAUCUAUUUAUCUGUUGCUGUCUAUCUGUCGCUCACCUUUACUGAAUAAUAACACUGAUCUUAUAGGAGCUUCUGCUAUCUAUCUAUCUAUCUAUCUAUCUAUCUAUCUAUCUAUCUAUCUAUCUAUCUAUCUAUCUAUCUAACUGUCUGUCUGUCUGUCUGUCUGUCCAAUUAUGUAUUCUUCGGUCUCUUUACGUUUCUGUGUGUCUGUCUAUUUAUCUGUCUUUCCGUCUGUCUGUCUGCAUGUCUAUAUAUGUAUCUGUCUACCUAUCUAUCUGUAUGUCUGUCCGUCUGAAUCUGUCAGUCUGUCCAUCUGAAUCUGUCAGUCUGACUUUCUGUCUCUCUGUCUAUUUACUUACUGUCUCUCUCUCCAUCUCUGUCGUCUGACUCUCUCUCGCUCUGUCUGUAAGCCCCUCCCACUGGGCGGGGUCUCGGUUUCUCCGGUAUAUUAACGGGGCGCGGGGCUCGUGCUCGGUACAGACCUGCAGUAAGGUACAUAUGGAGGUUCCGGUUCCCGCGCGCUCUCAACACCUGUUGAUCGGCUACAAGCGCGCUGCGCAGCACCUGCUCUCCAAGGCCGGGAUGCGCGUAUUAAAGCUGCAGCGGAGCGCGAGCGCCGCCGCCAAGGACCCGCAGCGCUCCUCCCCGCUCGCGCAGCUCGCCGCGCUCGUGCUGCAGCGGAGGCGGCGCCGCCUGCCGCUCGAGUCCGCCGCGCUCGCGCCCAAGCCGCGGAACUGCCGGCGCGUGGUGGUGCUGGGCGCGCCGCGCGCGGGGAAGACCAGUCUUGUGCGACGCUUCCUGCGCGAGGACUUUGAGGAGCGGUACGAGCCCACGCGCGAGGACUUUCACAGGAAACUAUACCAGAUCCGCGGGGAGGCGUACCAGAUAGACAUCCUGGACCCGGCCGCCGAGCGCGAGUUUCCCGCCAAACGGAGGCUCACCAUCCUCACAGGUGAUAUCUUUCUGCUGGUGUUGAGUGUGGAUGACCGUGACUCGUUUGAGGAGGCGCUUGCUCUGCGCUCAGAGAUUUCCCAGGCUAAGACCGCGCUGCUGCGCUGCUCGGCGGAAGGCGCUCGCGUACCCGUGGUCGUCUGCGCCAACAAGACGGACCUGCCGGCGUCGGAGCGCGCCGUGUCGCGCGCCGAGCUCCUACGCGCCUUCGGGGGUAAAGACUCCGCCUGCACGCUGUUCGAGACGUCGGCGAAGGACGGAGGCGCCGGUCUGGAGCGGGCGUUCGAGGCGCUGGCGGCGCGGGCGGGGCUGCCCGUGGAGACCGGGCCCUCGCGCCACCGCAGACUGUCCCUACGGUCCUACCGCAAACUGUGGGGAGGUGGGGCAGCGGGCAGGAAGUCCGAGGCUCACGAUACGCCGUGCGGCGCACUGCACCCGCUCGCCCGCCGCCCCAGCGUCAGCGCCGACCUCCGGCUGGUACUCGCCACGCAGGGCAAAAAGAGGACGAGCAAGACGGGAAAGAAGUGACUCUGAGAAAACAAGUAAUUUGACUUAUUGACUAAAAAAACUGACAAUAGCACCAGUAUUGUAUUGUAGCAGACCAGCGGAACCAUCAACACCCAAAGAAACCUUUACAUGGUCCUGUACCUGGUCCUCAAAUGUCCUGAAAAACCUCUUGUGAAAGCUCUUAGUCCUAUAUCAUUUAAAAUUAAUGGGUUUUACAGCGCACCAACAAGUCACAGACUGUCUUCGGGUACUAUAUACUACCCAGGCAAAGAUAUAUACAUAUCUAUAUAUAUAUAUAUAUAUAUAUAGUAAUGGUGCUAGAUUGCAUCUGAAAGUCACAGAACCAUUUUCAGUACUGUAAUAGAGCCAAAAGCAUCAAUGGCGUAACGAUGGCAUAGUUUAAAAUACAUCAAGCAUUCAGCAUGCCGAAACAAACCAGUUUAUUUUGUAAUUAGUAUUUUCCAAUUCCAAGUCUUGUUGUGUCCAACAUGUGUUAAUCUUAAUCUAAACUCUGGAGUCUUGACUUCAUUUGUCUAUGAUCUAGAACCACUUUGUGUUCACCGAUAAUGUACUGUAUCUGCUUCUGUCUACACCUGAAGCAGGGAAUUGUUCUGGAUCUCCAGCUUAAACCAGAUUUCGAUUCUUGUUUGCAUUCACACCGAACCUCUUCCUGUUUAAAUUCCGGUACACUUUUAAACAUGAAGGUUUUUUUCUUUUUUUUUUAGCUAUAUACCAUAGAACAAGAAUGGGCAGGCCUAUAGAACAACUACUUUAGGUUCUAUGAAGGACCAGACAAAAUACAGGUUUAGACAGAUGUUUUUGUUUUUUCUUUGACAAUCAAGGUCACAUUUCUGCUAGGAAACAGUGCUAGAUUGACAUCGAACUCCAAAAUUUAGGUUGAACCAAAAAACUGGACUGAUGUCAAAACCCAUAAUUUUUCUAGACGUUGAAAUGAAAGAACAACAAAAUCCAACAUUGGGUUGACAUUUAAAAUUGAGAGUAAGACUGAUGACAAAACUGUUAGAAAUGAUAUUUGUUGGAAAUUGGACUAAAGUCAAAAACAUUAUACAAAUGUUUGUUUUUUAAAGAAGUUCACGUUGUACGGAUGCUAACUUUAUGAAGUUUAGCAUACCUUACAACCUUACGUUGAUUUAACUGCCAAUAAUAAAGUUGCAGUCUCAUGUUUGCUAGAUGUUUUCAGUAAAAAAAAAAAAAUAGGAUAUCGAUGUCAGCUGUCCUUACAAUUCUACAUUACAGUAACAUUGGCAUUAGACAUUGCCCUGAUACGGUUCUUCACACUGGAUCUUUAUGGUUCUUCUAUAGCAUUGCUUAAAGAAACCUGAAUAGAACCUUCAUAUUCGAGAGUGUUAAUGAUAUCCGGGUAACAGCACAUGUGUGAAUGUGUGUGUGUGUGUGUGUGUGCACGCAUGUUUUACUUGAGAUCAAACACAGACUGUAUUACCAUCAGUGUCCUUCCAUCAGUAUCAGUGUAAACACUGCUGUGCUGCUGUAGAGUUUAUUAUAACUUUAUUUAUUAAUGAAUUAAUUUAUUUAUAUGUUUGUUUGUUUGUUGAUAUGUUUAUUGUUUGUAUAGCGUCUGAACUGUAGCACUGAUCCAGCACUGUAGAAGAAAUGUGUGUGUAAUUUAUGGAGACUGCAUGAACGUUCUGAUCAGAGCAAAGAUUUUCAAUAAACGAUUUUUAUACUGAA